UCAAUUACAAAACCAAAACGCACUGUUAGGCUAUGCCGUCUUCUUGUUGAUGUGGGUACUUGUGCCCUCAGGGAUUGCUUUGAUUCAAUCUGCACGCCAAAACCUCUUCAUACAAAAUUGGCAGCCAAUCAAUCCAAAUUGAAUUUUUUACGGUCACGACUGAGGAUCAUCAAUGCAACACAAUGGGGAAAGCUUUUUCCUGCAGUCCCUGCGUCAGUAUCUUCAACAGAUUUCGACAUCACUUUACUCAUGAUUCUAUUGAGAAACAUAUGUGGUCUCCCUCCACCGAUAAAAGGAUGGGACGAGCUCCCUGCUACUUCUGACUUGAGCCGUGAAGCAGACAUUGCACGGGUCAAAUACUUCAGGAAUACAGUGUACGCUCAUGCUGAGCACGCUUCUAUUGAUGAUGCAACAUUCAACAAACACUGGAAGGAAAUCCGGGACACUCUGAUGCGACUAGGAGGAGCUACCUACCAGGUAAAACAAUCAAUAUUUUUCAUAUUCCAUUUCAUCAAGAGGUUUGAACUACACAGGCACACCAAAUAAUUGAUUUACAUGUUCGCUGUUCCAUUUCAAGGUCGCUAUUGACGACUUAGAACUUUGCUGCAUGGAUCCCGAUAUGGAGCUCCAUUACAAAGAACUCCUUCAUCAGUGGAAAAAUGAUGAAGAUAAUGUAAAAUAUCAAUUGAGAGAAAUUGGCGCCAGUGUAAAGGAACUUACAAAGAAGGUUGAUGACUUAGCUGCAUCAACUGCGAAUCCUGUUAGGGAAACAAAUGAUGGAGGUGAGAGACCUUUUAAACGACUACUGCGGCAAUUGUAUCACCUUGCUUUUUAAACUAAAAUGAGUUAAAGAUUAACCCUCGGACGUACACGCAAAAUAAUACCCCCAACGUGGUACAAGGGAGUGGGGGGUGGGUGGAACCCCUUCCCAGAGUUUUUGAUAUGUUGCAGUAUUUCGAAGCGAUUAAGCCUUCAGUUAAAGCCUUUGAUCUUCUUAACAAGAUGAGGUAUAUUUUACGUAUGGUGGCGCUGCUGGAGGCCUGUGACGUCACCAUCAAUGGUCGCCAUCCUGGAUUUUACUAAGAAUUGGAAAUUAGGUGAAAACUGCGAGAAAUGGUAAUUGUUGGUGCUUUACAUGACAGCACAAAAAAUGAUACCCCCACUGUGGUACGAGGGGGGGUGGAUGGAACCCCUCCCCAGAGUUUUGAUAUGUUGCAGUAUUUCUAAACGAUUUUGCCUUCAGUUAAAGCCUUUGAUCUUCUUAACAAGGUGAGGUAUAUUUUACGGGUUGUGGCGCUGCUGGAGGCCUGUGACGUCACCAUCAAUAGUCGCCAUCUUGGAUACAAAGUUUUACCAAGAAUUAGAAAUUAGGUUAAAACCGCGAGAAAUGGUAAUUUUUUGUGCUUUACAUGAAAAAUAACACACAAAUAAGCACUUUGCAUAAUUUUAGCCACAAGAUUUACUUUUCUUGUUGAAAGAAGCUGAUAAAACAUGUAUUUUCACCCAAAAAUGGCUUGACCACCUGCUACUUAUGACGUCAUAUCUCGUAAUUAUAGAAACUGACAGACACUAAACUUGUCUCAAAAUGCGCGCGAGGGAUAAACGAACAGCCACACGUUCACAAUAAACAACCGCAUGUCACUCUUCAUCAAAAGCAUUCCUUUCCCGCCUUAAGGGUUAACCAGGAUUAGUAGCGCCAAAAUUUGAUACUUCUGUUCAAGUGUAUGUCAUCUUAUUCUUUCACGUGUUAACAUUCUUCUUGUGCUUAUGCUUGUGACAUGCGUGUAUACGAAUCAUAAAGGCUUCCGUUUUACACCGGAUGAUCCGCAACGAAGGUUUUCAACACGGUGCAACAUUUAUGUGACAUUGCUUCGAAUUACAACAACAUUGUUCCAACAUUGUUGCCAUAAGAUCGUCGUUGCAAUUCGUCCCAUGUUAGUGGUGUAACAUUGCCUUUCAGCUUUGUUUCAAGCGGGCCCUUGGCUCUCUCUAUUGAAUUUCGCCCCUAAGAAAACAUUGUCUUUGUUUUAAAACUGUAACAUAAACCAAGAAAAUGAUAAGCGUCUAGCUUUAAGUUGAAAUCCAAAUUUGUUUGGGUGUGCUACAUACACUUGGCAUUCUACGUCCUUAGUUCUGUCGACCCUAUGCCACGUGAAAACUGCAAUCGCUAACAUUUCUCUACAUUUCAAAUGCAUUGUUAGUUACUGCGGUUCACGUGGAACUGAAACUGAAGAAAGAGAGGCUGUCACUUAGAAAACAAGAAAUUUACUACAAAGUUCUCAAUGAUCUUGAAGCUUAAAGGUCAUACAAAACGACGACUAUAACAAAAAAAAAAAAACAGCUAACAAGAGCAUCUCCAGGCAUGCUAAUCAAUACUCUUUCUAGCAAUCGGCUGAGGACAUCCCCAUGAUUUUCUCACACACUUGUUUUAUAAACAAUAAAACUACUAUGAAGCAAAAAAGCAUUUAAAAAGAGCUUCGAAGAGAUUGUCCUGUUAUUACUGAAUUUGUAACAACAAAGACUUCAUCCAAAAAUAUGUCGAUGACAUUAACUUAUCAUAGGCUUUACUCAAACUGGCAGCUAUUUUUUUUAUUUUCAUGUUCCCUAUAAUGCAACUUGUUUUCCCCACAAAAUUUUUUCGUAAGUUUUGUUUUCAGUUACUCAAGGGACGAUUUUUUGUCCCAGGGGAAACAGAAAACAAGGCUUAUGAAUAAUUUCUACUUUUGUGGAGAAACAAAUUGCAUUAUGCGGAACUUGAUGGUCUCAAAUAGACCUUAUUCAAGAUACCCACUGUCUUUGCACGCGUUUUAAGAUUGUAGGAUAAAAGCGUGGUAUUUCAGGGGACAAACAAGUGAUAAAAUUUGCAAAUACGAGUAAGCGCGGUCGAGUUUGUUUAUUCUCUCGAGACGACAGUUAAGUAGUCAUGUGAACAUGUACACUUGGAGUUUCAACAAGACUUACAUCUUAUAAAAAAUGUUGCUCAACACCAACAAUAUCGCUAAAAGUCAGUAGAGCUUUCGGAACCCAUCUGGAUCCCUUCAUCAGUGAUGACGUUUGCUGUUAUAUUCGCAGCCUCGUUUAAAUGAGACUACAAAAUUGUUCCAUAAAUUGAGGGAAGGUUGCAGGCCCUGAUCAUGGUUCAUUUGCGGUCGCCGAGUAUCAAUGUUUAUGGGUUCGCUUAUCUUGCGUGAAAGAAGGUGGUUUCCCUGAAGAAUACUUUAUAUGAUAUGUUGUCCCAACCGAAGAAUCUCCACUCCGUCGUCUUAAGUCAUUAGGAAACUUUAGCAUCGACGACGGCAACGAGAGCGAAAACGUCAGUUUUAAAAUGAAUUCCCGUUUUUUCAAUCUUUGUCGCGUUUAUUCCAAUUUGCUGAAAAUGUCAAAUGUAGUUGAAUUUCCCUGGAGUUGAUUUCUUGAGGACCGGACUCAAGUUUAGAGAGAGAAAAAGACAUUCGUCGUCGCUUGUUUACGUCCUCCAUAAAACUUGCAAUUAGGCAUUUUCAAGUCAUAGUCGUGCAAGGACGGCAAAGAAAUGUACAAGAAAGCGUGUUGUUCGUGCAAAGUUGUUGUUUUGCGUAAUUAACCCAGUAGUAUACUAAGGUCAAAUUUAACCGUUUUGGUGUCUAGCAAGGUCUAGCUAGGUCUAGUCUAUGACGUCACCGAUUGUUAUAACCUGGGGAAAAAGUGGAUUCCCUUUGUUAAUAUGUAUAAGUGUCUUCCUGCAUACUAAUUUGGAUUUCCUGCAUACUAAUUAAGUGUCUUCCUCCAUAUAUAAUGAAGUGGAUAGGUUUACUAAUGAGCGUCACUCUACUACAAUAGGAACAAUAGGCUUGCCUAGACUUGCCCGGGCUCUUUUAACCCUGAUUGGAUAGUAAACAAUCUAUUAUGUGUUUAACAUAAAAGUGCGCUUUCCCUUCAGUAUUUCAUUCUUGCAGUCGCUUUGCUAAGGAAAAAGUCUUACUAUCACCAAUAUUUUUUAAAACAUUGCUCCAAACAUGCAAGUCGAAUCGAGCUGUAAACUUGUCUGACUAUUACAGAACUGUUUUCUCCCAUCUAUCUCGAGGACAUGAAAAACUAUUGAAGUAUCAACGUUUCACGCACGGUUAAUCAGGUAAUUAUGCGAGUUCACAAGCCAAAAGUUGAAUACAAACUUGCUCUACAGGAAAGACCCAAGGGAGCACCUUGACGUAUUAUUAUAAAACAAAUAACUUAACAAGGAUCAAUUAAAACAUGCGACUAAUAAUUACUAGCAAUAAAAUCUGACACGAGAUACCGUUGAAAACAAAAAGAGUCAAAUACACAGCGAUUUGAAAGAAAUCUAUUAAAACAGUCAAAGAAAGCAAGUCAUGUUUUACUUACCCCUCUCCCUUUUCAAUUUUAUUUCCCUCCUCAAUUUUUUCUUUUUCCCUUCUCCAAAAUUUUAUUAUUUUCCCUCCUCAAUGUUUUUAUUCCCUCCUCCACAAUUUUUAUUAUUUUCCCUCCUCAAUGGAAAACAGCUAUCACAUCAGAAUAUCCGUUUUUCGAAAUCUAAACUGUGACAGACACUCGGACUCGGUCAUCUCAUUCAAGUUGAAAGUUGAAUAAUUUCGUGCGGAAAUUAGGUGUAUUUCCACUCAGACAACACAAAAAAUUUUUCAUCGUCAAUAACAUUAGACGUACGGCUUGAACAAAUAAGAUCUUGCAUUGUUUUGAAAGACGCCAUUGCGAAAAACUUUUUUGCAAACGAACAUCACAGUUUUACAUUUGUGUUUACAUUCAGUGUCGUCGUCGUCGACCUACCGACCGACUGCAUCUUAAGUUUCCUUUUUCCCGCCGAAACUGACGUUCUCGUUCCACUCUUUUCCCGGUCAACAGACGUCGUCGUCGUGAACUUCGUCGAGGUUCUUAAGUUCCCUAUUAGAUUCCAUCCUCAGAACUACCUUCCCCGUUUAGCUACACUUUCAUGAAAUUUCUAAGUCUCUUCAAAUUCAGUUCUUUUCUAAUCUUUUCCCAAGUCUAAGACCCUUCGAGCGGGAUUCGAACCCGCGGUCCUUGAAACCGAAAUCCAUCGUCUAUACCACUAUAGAGCGUUUUCACUCACGUGGUCAGCAUCUAUGCCAAUUUAUUGGAACAAAAGAACGUUUUUACAUAAGAAAAGAGUUCAACUCCCACAGUAUUGGUUUGGAACACCAACAUGGCCGCCGUUUCAUUGUUUUGGGACACCAAUAUGGCCGCGUGACGUCAUGUGAAAACGCUCUAUACCACAGUGGAUUCGACUGCAAGUUAUGUUUUCAUUUUACAUAUUUAUAGUUUACCAUUACUAUAGUCGCAGCCUUUACGCGCUAUAGGUUUUAACACACAAACUUUAUUCUAGAACUUCUACAACUGGUGAAGGGAAACAAGUGAACCGAUGUGAAGUAUAACGAAGUACAGCGAAGUACAGCGAAGUACAGCGAAGUACAGCGAAGUACAGCGGUACUGAAAAAUAACAAUUAAACAAAUACAAAGUCAAGAUAAAACAACCUACAAACUGAAAGAAAGCAAUAAGGCAAUCUAGAAAUGCGAAUGAAACAAACGAGAUACUUACAAGACGAUAGCGAGAUAAGGACGAAAAACUAGGACGAGCAAAAACCCAAACAUUAAACUGUAAACCGGACCAAGCGCAGCUAAACGAAGAACUGACGCGAAAAAUUACAAAAAAAGCUAAAUAUACGAUAUGCAGAAAAAUUCUAACACGAAGGACAAAGCUACGCGGACAAUGAAAAACUAAUGAACCAAGCAACAGCACUAAAGGCGCGAACACGAAAAUAACUAAGAACGCGGCGAACAUAAAAAUACUAUAAAGGUAACGGAAAACAUUCCUGGCGCUUACAAUUACCAUUUCGAGUCAGUGUUAGCCCUAAUUACCAUUGUCAAUACUUAACCCUUAUCACUAUAACGUUUUUCGCGAAGUUUUAAGAUGUUAUAACGUAAGAGCAUAGAAAUGAAGAGAUUACGUAUUGAACGUUAGAAGACUUAUUUCAAAAUAAACGUCAUAUCUAAGGCGGGGCCAGAUGUAGUGAGAACUAUUGCUAGUUUAAAUAAACAAACUUGACAGCGAUUUCUUGCAUUGGCAAAUUUUAUCACUUGUUUGCCCCUUGAGAAACUACGUGACGUCUCUUUUAUCCCAUCAGCCCUCAAGCGAGUGCAAAGUGGGGGGAAGCAUCGUUCUCAGUCGUCUUCGGCACCUUUCAAGCUUGUCAAGAAAAUUUGCGCUCGGUUCCCAGCCUCCUCUGUUCACUUGGGCAGCGCGAACUGACCUGGGUACGAGGCUGAGAUGGGGGGUAUCGUGAGCAAGGUCUCCUGAACGAAAAAGUUUCCAGUGGCGAGAAAUAUGUCCGCUAAUAAAAUAUGUGAUGACAUCAUGACGUUGAUAAGACCACUCCUAUGUUAACGUAACAAAUCAUUCAUAUCAAAUUUUCAUCUUUAACUAAUAUAGCAGUGGUGAUUGUUUUCCCAACUUUUUGUUAAUGGCGACGCAGUUUUUGCUCAAACUUGGGAGGUAGUGUCCCUAAAAAAAUCUCGUCGAGCAACCUUACGUAACGUUAUCGUAUUUCGUUUUCAUAAGGUAAUGGGAUAAAACCGACUGAGAUACUGAAACCUCGUCUGUGUGCACAAAGAAAUCUCACGAGAAUGAACCUCUGACGUUUUACUGUGAACAGUGCAAAGAGUGCAUUUGUGACAAAUGUAGACGGACGCGUCACAAUCAUCACCCGACUUUGGAUAUCCAUCAAGCCGCAGAACAACACAAAAUCGAUAUUGAGGAGAUUGUAGAGAAAAUGAAGAGAGAAAUUGCUCAUUAUGAAGAGUACGCAGAAAGUACGAGAGAAUCUUUAAAAAGAAGCAGAGAAAGGAUUACUACAGUACGCAAGGAAGUAAUGACAUCUGCUCAAGAGCUCAGACGACUUCUAGAUGAACAUGAAAAAGCCAUGAAAACCAGUUUAGAUAAAAUUGAGAGGAAAGAACAGAGAGAGCACGAAGCGAAACUACAACAUUAUCAAGGUCCUAUUAAUCAGCUACAAGAUCAUGUCGAGAGGUUUGAGAACAUCUUACAGAGGGAGAAAAGCGCUGAAAUUUUGCAAGCCAAUCAUGAUCUCAUUGAAAGGUGCAGAGGUCUUUUAAAUGCAGAGAGACUGAACAUUCAUGAACCAUCGCAUACAAGAUACGAGGAAAAUAAAGAGAAUGUGGAGAAAGCGAGAAGUGCACUUUUGGCCUUGGGUAAAGUUACUGUCAUUACCACAGAUCCUCUGACGUCGAUGGGCUUACAUGAAUUUGAAUUAGGAAGCGAAAAGACAUUUAAAAUAACGACAAAUGAUGCUGAUGGGAACCGAUGCUACAAUGAACAAGAUCUGCUUAAUGUGGAAUUUCAGUCACCCUCAGGACAAGUAGUGAGACCCAAGAUUGUACCCAGCAAAAACGGUGAAUACAGUGUCACUUACAAACCAGAUAAUGUUGGAAAACAUAAAUUGCUGAUUGCGGUUAACGGUGAGCCAUUGACUGGUAGUCCAUGGCGUGUUCAUGUGACUCCACAUCGUUACAAAUAUUUAACUUCGUUAUUUAGGAAAAGAAAAAGAAUGUGA
Messenger RNA from Porites lobata, 7598 nucleotides. The record is from the annotation of a GenBank genome assembly. NCBI's taxonomy places the organism in Eukaryota, Metazoa, Cnidaria, Anthozoa, Scleractinia, Poritidae.